Molecule: messenger RNA, 1548 nt
Organism: Mycena indigotica
Lineage: Eukaryota; Fungi; Basidiomycota; Agaricomycetes; Agaricales; Mycenaceae
Exons: 1
Coding region: 1-1548 (515 amino acids)
Source: RefSeq, a predicted model, not a curated record
AUGAUUCCCUACAAUUUCUCCAGUGGCACCACUCAGGAUCCCAUGUCCGACCCCAAUGCUGCACCUUCGGCUGCCGCAUCAUCAUUUAUGGUGACCAACGAGCCUGCGACGCGUAGAAGAGAAACUCAAGGUCUCACGAGGGAAGCAGCGGCUAUCAUGCCUUCCAUCGACGCGGCCCACGCAACCUUCACUUCCCAACUUCAGGGUCUGACGCCCGCACCAUUGCGUGUGGUGAACCGGCGCGCGCCCCGGACUCGACCUCUCAGAAGAGAAGCGGAGGCCUUCUUCCCCUUAGCCCCCUCCGCGCCACCCGUUCCCCCGCAGAACCACCAAGUUGAAGCUGGAGCUCCGAGUCCGAGUCAAGACUCACAAUCAUCCCCUCUAGUACCCGAACAAUUGCCUUCGGCCGUAGCUGUCAAUGAUCAUGCCACUCCAAAUCGUCCACAACAAACACGAGGGCUCGAGAGAGAAUCCGGGAUGUUGACUCCCUCCCUCCAUUCAGCAUCGUCGGCUUCGCGCCUGCCCCAAAUGCCACCUCCGCAACAGCAGAACGCGGCUGGCAGCUCCCAUGCACACCCUUUCACCACGGCGACUACGUCAUCUUCUGUUGUUCCCAACGAACUACCCUCGGCGCCGAGUGGUCGAGGCCUCGCAAGAGAGGCGGGGUUGUACCUCCCGGACACUUCGACGCCUCCAGCGCCGCCGACCCCGGCCGCGAUCCUCCAUAUCGCACGGAUAAAGUUCCAGGGCCAGCCCGGAGGCCGCCGCGUCCGGCUCAUCUCAUUGCCCCAGCUGGCUCCUCCGGCCGAGACAAAAAAGCACAUUCCGCGCAUUGUCGCGCGGGGCGGCGCCGAUGUACCGGGCUCGGAGGCGUGCAACGCCGUUCACGCCUACGUCCAUUCGAACUUGAAGUGGCAGAAAAGGCCGCCCUAUAACUCCGGCAUGGCGUAUUUAGCCAAGGGAAGGGUUAAUCGCCGGAAAAAUCCAGUGCCACCCACAUCGCAGUCGACGCCGGCGGCAGGCCCUUCGUCUGGCACGCUGCCUAGCCCGGCGCCCCCGCCGGUAUCCUUUGCCUUCCCAUCAGCUUCGAGCGCGAAUGAAAUUGCGGAACGGGAAGCAAUCCUGCGUUCGAACUUGGUGUCGCAGCGCAGUGGGAAUGCUGACCGUACCAGUGGAGCGCCCCUGGCUUCGAGCGGCAUUUCCAACAUCCCAUCUCAUCGACCUCUCUCGUCAUCGGCCUCUCGACUCAGUCUCAUGCAGGCAAUCAAACAGCCUUACGGACAGACCGAGGCUUCGCGGCCGAGCACUUCCAGCGGUGCCCGAAGCGACGAGAAUGGCCACCGUCUUCCCUUCGCGCGGACACCCACGACUGGCACAACUGCAACAGAAGUCGACGCAAAUGCAGAGGAGCUUAAAGAAGACCUACCGAUGAGCGACGCUCCACCAUCGGCGGACGCGAAUUUGAAACGGAAGCGGGAAGGAGAGGAGAUUGAGGAGGGCGACUCCCCGCGCCGGGCGGGACGGAAGAUCCCUCGUUUCGGUCGAUGA